AAAGGAAGAAUCGGAGUCGUGAUAUCAUCAUAUAUGCAUUUCACAAAUGUAUCGGCAAGUGCUGAUCAAGCCCUGGACAGGUUUGCAAUGAAGAAAUUCUUUGAUGAUAAAGUUUCUGCCUUAAUGCAGCCGUCUCAGAAAAGGUAUGUGCACUUUCUGAGCGGCCUCCUCUCUGGGUCUGUGAAAAUGAACACCACCCCUCUCUUCCUGCACUACGUCAUCUUGCAUGGCAUCCCAAGCUUUGAUGCUGGCGGAGUUUGUCGGCCGUUUCUGAAGCUGUACCAAGCCAUGCAACCAGUUUAUACAUCAGGAGUAUACGUGGGGCCAGAGAACCAAAGCAGAAUCUGCAUCGCCAUUGAACCAGCCCAGCUUCUGAAGGGAGACGUUAUGGUUAAGUGCUACCACAAGAAAUACCGAUCGGCCACUCGUGACAUCGUCUUCCGCUUGCAGUUCCACACGGGUGCCGUUCAGGGAUAUGGUCUGGUAUUUGGCAAAGAGGAGUUGGACAACGCAAACAAAGAUGACCGUUUCCCUGACUACGGAAAAGUUGAACUGGUGUUUUCAGGAUCCCCAGAGAAAAUCCAAGGGUGUGAACACCUGCAGAAUGACCCGGGGGUGAUAGUGGACUACAACACCUCGGAUCCCUUGAUUCGCUGGGAUUCUUACGAAAAUAUGAGCCCUGAUGGUGAAGUUCUGCAUACCCAGGGCCCCAUUGAUGGAAGCCUCUACGCAAAAGUGAGGAAGAAGAGUUCCUCAGAUACCAGCAUUCCCGGUGGAGCCGCGGGUGCCGUGACCAGUAGCCCUGACCACGGCGACCACACUCUGUCGGUCAGCAGUGACUCGGGUCACUCCACUGCCUCCAUAAGGACAGACAAAACUGAAGAACGCCCCUCUCCGGGAACCAAGAGACUCCUGAGCCCCCAAGAGAAGGAGGAGUUGGACCAAUUGCUUAGUGGCUUUGGCCUGGAGGACCCGGUCAGUCCCCUCAAGGAUAUGACCGAUGCCCCAAGCAAGUACAGUGGGACUCGCCACAUAGUGCCGGCCCAAGUCCAUGUGAAUGGAGACGCCAAGCACAGGGACAGGGAGACAGACAUUCUCGACGACGAGCUGCCCAGCCAUGACCUCCACAGCGUGGACAGCAUCGGGACGUUGUCUUCUUCCGAAGGGCAGCAUUCCAACCACCUCGGGAACUUCAGCUGCCACAAGAGCAGCCAGAAUUCCCUUCUGUCGGACGGGUUUGGAAGCAAUGCCGGGGAAGAGCACCACAGUGCCGUGGCUCCGGAUCUGGGAAUCAGCGUAGACCCCAUGUAUGAGAGGUCCUUCGGAAACGCCGAGCCGAAGCCGUCUCAGCAGCUGCCAAGGAAUCCUCCGGUCUCUGCUCAGCCUCCGGCCUACAGCCCCAGUAGCUAUUCGACCCAGACGUGGGUGCGCCAGCAGCAGAUGGUAAUCGCUCAUCAGUAUGCCUACUCCCCAGACAGCGAGGUCAGACUCGGUCUUCACAAUUCGGUGGAGAAAUCGGGCAACCCGCAGAGCCAAGCCAGAGUUCCGGAGACUCCCGCCCGGGGCUGCAGCAGCAGAGAUGCUGUACAGAGAGGGCUGGGAAGCGUGCCUCCUUCCAACGAGACGGCAGAAUCCCCUAGCCCGGAAGUUCUAAAGCCAAGAUUGGACCCCGAGAAGGUCACAAAUGACAUCGACCUGCAGUUGAACGCAGGAAACGGCUUGGGGUCCUUGCCCUCCUCCCCCACUCUGGAUAUCGACCAGUCGAUUGAGCAGCUGAACAGGUUGAUUUUGGAGCUGGACCCAACGUUUGAGCCGAUCCCCACCCGCAUCAAUGCUGUCAACAGACACACAGGUCAACUGAAUGGAUUUGCCAGCCACGAAAUAGACGUGGGAGGUCUCGGGAUGAGCCCUGGAUUCCACGGGAAAACAGAGGUCUCCAACCGGAAUCUGCCACAGCAGGCUGCCGUCGACCAUCCCGAAAGUCCAGGACCUGCAGUCCCUGGAGGGGAGACGAAAGAGGUAGGGGCUGCGUGCUGUCACGGAAACCUGCAUGAACCAGAUGGCGGUAUGUUCUCACCAACCAAGAAUGGAAAUGAAUCAGCCCCAGCUACUCCAGCAUUUCCAUUGUCGGCAGAGACUCCGUAUGUGAAAACUCCCCUGCAUUUCCAGCAACUGAAUCCGUCUGGCAGUCAGAGCUGCGUCUCGUCAGAGAUGUAUAGGACUACUCAUGAACCUCGAGGUUAUCUGGAAGUCCUCAAUCACUCAGUUGUGAUGUCUGACAGCCCCCUGGGCCCAAGCCCUGCUUUGUUGCGGGCCGACACGCAGACAAAUCUUUCCUAUCCAAGGCCUUGCGGAGCCCUCUGCGACGUUUCAAACAGCCCUGUCUCGAAAGGAGAGAGUCCUCCUGCGGAUGAACAUGGUUGGCAACAAAGCAGUUCUAAACCCUCUGCGGUGCCCCAGCUUUCGGGAAAGAGCAACAGCCGGCCCGUAGGAAGCUAUUUUGCAACUCUGGAUCCCGCUGCCACCAUGCAAGAGGGUUCGCUUGCAUCCCAGUUCCAUUCCAGGGGACUCCAAAGAGGUCCAUUGGGCGGCCAGGAGAGUCCAUCAGCCGGGCUGCAGCAGGAUUCUGGGGCUAAUACCAGCCUCCGAGCUUUUCUGAAUUAUGGCGGGGCCACCACCGGCGAGGGCCAGCCGCUGGGGGAAAAGCAAGCCGUUUUCGUGGCGAAUGCGAAUGGAUCUCCCCAAACUGCAAGAUCACCGGCGGACAGUGGCCUCUUCCCAGACGGCUUCCUUGCGCCUGCUUCCGGACACAGCAGUCAGAGCAGUCCAAACCAGCAAAACACCGCAACGAACACUCACCCGCUACCCCCACUUCCCGAGAAGAAGAGGGGUUCAGAGGGAGAGCGUUCUUUCGGCUCCGUCUCUCCUUCUUCGAGCGGCUUCUCCAGCCCCCACAGCGGCAGCACCAUCAGCAUCCCGUUUCCAAACGUUCUUCCCGAUUUCUCUAAAGCUUUGAGCACGUCUCCAUUGCCAGAAAAUGCAGGUGAUAAACACGUGACCGUGAAAUUUGUUCAGGACACAUCCAAGUUCUGGUACAAACCAGAGAUUUCGAGAGAGCAAGCCAUUGCCGUCCUGAAGGAGAGAGAGCCGGGGUCCUUCGUCGUCCGUGACAGCCACUCCUUCAAGGGCGCCUACGGUCUGGCCAUGAAGGUGGCGAUCCCUCCACCCUCAGUGCUGCAGCUCAACAAGAAAGUUGGAGAUCUGUCCAACGAGCUUGUCCGGCAUUUCCUGAUUGAGUGCACCCAUAAAGGAGUGAGGUUAAAAGGAUGCCCCAACGAGCCAUAUUUUGGGAGCCUGACGGCUUUAGUGUACCAGCACUCCAUCACUCCCCUGGCCCUGCCGUGCAAGCUUCUCAUCCCAGACCGAGAUCCACUGGAGGAGAUGUCCGAAACCUCCCCGCAGACCGCUGCGAACUCAGCUGCAGAGCUUCUAAAGCAGGGGGCAGCCUGCAACGUUUGGUACCUGAAUUCUGUGGAGAUGGAGUCGCUCACCGGUUACCAAGCCGUGCAGAAGGCCUUGAGUCUGACGCUCGUGCAAGAGCCCCCUCCCAUCUCUACCGUGGUCCACUUCAAGGUGUCUGCGCAGGGCAUCACGCUGACGGACAAUCAGCGGAAGCUCUUCUUCCGGAGGCACUAU
Messenger RNA from Gekko japonicus, 3696 nucleotides. It is a transcript of the gene TNS3, whose product is annotated as tensin 3. The transcript is spliced from 21 exons. The record is from RefSeq and is a predicted model, not a curated record. The annotation marks the transcript as partial. Gene Ontology annotation, molecular function: protein binding. Lineage: Eukaryota; Metazoa; Chordata; Lepidosauria; Squamata; Gekkonidae.